GAGGCGCGCGCUCAGUCCGCGGACGGAGGAGGCGGGGGCGGCUACCUGGAGGCUGCGCCGCCGACCCCAGUGGACCCCGGCGAUGGCCAAGGUGUCGGUGCUGAACGUGGCGGUCCUGGAGAACCCGAGUCCGUUCCACAGCCCCUUCCGGUUCGAGAUCAGUUUCGAGUGCAGUGAGGCCCUGGCGGACGACCUGGAGUGGAAGAUCAUCUACGUGGGCUCAGCUGAGAGUGAGGAGUUUGAUCAAAUCCUGGACUCGGUGCUGGUCGGCCCCGUGCCAGCAGGGAGACACAUGUUUGUCUUUCAGGCCGAGGCCCCCAACCCGUCCCUCAUCCCCGAGUCGGACGCCGUGGGUGUGACUGUGGUCCUGAUCACCUGCACCUACCACGGGCAGGAGUUCAUCCGCGUGGGCUAUUACGUCAACAACGAGUACCCCACCCCCGAGCUGCGGGAGAACCCGCCCCCGAAGCCAGACUUCUCUCAGCUCCAGCGGAACAUCUUGGCAUCCAACCCCCGGGUCACCCGCUUCCACAUCAACUGGGACAACAACUCAGACAAGCUGGAGGGCCAGGACGCUGGCCUGAGCUGCGGCCUGCCCCUCAGCUGCACACCUCUCAAGGGCCUGGGCCUCCCCAGCUGCCUCCCCAGCCUCCUGCCCGAGAACUCCAUGGACUGCAUCUGAGCGUGGCGACCCAGGCCCUGGCAGGGCUCAGCCGGCACCACAGCCAGUCUCCGAGCACAUCUGAAGGAGCAGCCGGGCCUCCUGGAGAGUCACGGGGGCCUUCUGGAGGACUUCAGGGCUUACUCCCCACAUCCAAGCCGGUGAAACUGGGCCCCAACGAAAGGAUAGGCCUCGGGCCUCUCCCAGCCCCAGCGCAGAGGACCAUCUCCUCCUCCACAGGCUUUAGGGAGCAGUUCCUGAGUUCUCUGUUCUUCCUAACGUGUGUCCCUUCUCCCUUCCCCACACUAAAUCCCACCUGCCUGCCGUGGUGUCACCCUGCUCCCUCAAGCACUGCUGACCAAAAGCCACUUCCCACAGCCUCUCCAGCCGGCCUUGAGGCUUUCUCGGUCGGUGUUGGGCCAAAGGCUCUGUCAUUCCUUCCCCUUCCCAAUAUCUGAGCAGAUACCCCCCGGCUUUCUAGAGUCACAGUCAAGGAAUCCUGGUGAAGAAGUAGACUCAGAUAUAAUCUCUGUCCUCCCAGGAGGAUUUUUAGCUUUUUUCAAUCCAGCGGCCCCUGAAAACCUCUAGCCCUAAAGGUGUGAUCAGCAGGAUGCUGAGGAACACAAUAGUGCCUUCUGCUCUCAACAGAACCUUCUUUUCUCACCUCCUGGGACCCAACUUUCCCUGAAGGCUGCAGCAGAGGGUGGGGGCCUGUGGUUCCCUUGACCUGCCCUCUGCUGAGACCACCCGCUCAGGGUGAUUGCAAGCAAGGGGAAAGGGCAGGGACCCGGAACCUUCCCUCCCCUCCCCCAGUACACUGUCUGCCCCAGUCCUCUUGCUGCUACAUGGAUGCCCUGGUGAUUGCCGUUUGUAUAUUAAAGGGUUUUUAUAUUAAAAACAUUUGUCUGGUCUAAAAAUAAAGAGCACUUCAUCUACACUGACUGUGCCUCUGUCUCUGGUGGGCUCAGGCAGCUGUUUGUCUACCCACCUGUGCUGGUUUGAAUGUAUUAUGUCCCCCAGAAAAAGCCAUGUUCUUUGAUGCAAUCUUGUGGGGCAGACAUACUA
Molecule: messenger RNA, 1726 nt
Organism: Choloepus didactylus (southern two-toed sloth)
Lineage: Eukaryota; Metazoa; Chordata; Mammalia; Pilosa; Megalonychidae
Gene: ASF1B
Product: anti-silencing function 1B histone chaperone
Exons: 4
Coding region: 83-682 (199 amino acids)
Biological process (GO): DNA replication-dependent chromatin assembly
Cellular component (GO): nucleus
Molecular function (GO): histone binding
Source: RefSeq, a predicted model, not a curated record